AUGCUUAAGGAGAAGACUGGGGUGUGGUGUGGGACAUCAACACCUGUCCGGUUCCCGAUGGGAUUGAACUUGGCUGGUCGUCACUCUGCGGUCAUCUGCGGUAUUGGAAAACGCUUAAUCCACCCAAGUCUCAUAUUCUGCUCAUAUCCGGUGAUAUUUCCUGGUUUACUGGUUCGUGGUUUAAUUCCUCUAUUCUCUCCUUGGGAUACAAUAUUGCUCGCGCUUUUCCAGAGUGGGUCUGGGAAGAGUUAUUACUAG
Molecule: messenger RNA, 258 nt
Organism: Arabis nemorensis
Lineage: Eukaryota; Viridiplantae; Streptophyta; Magnoliopsida; Brassicales; Brassicaceae
Source: the annotation of a GenBank genome assembly